AUGGGCGUUUCAAACCUCAGUCCUGACAGUGAUGUCAUCCGAGAUACUGAUAAGUACGACAUUCAAGUUCUUGCACCACCAUCAAUGCCACUACCUUCUUCUCCAAAAUCUGGUGCAUCGAUCAGUACCGUUCAACUGUCUUCAAAUGCUUCAUCAGACGAUUCGCUUAGAAAUGGAAGUGGAUCAUCGAACUGCACAAAUCAAGUGGCGACCAAUGCCGUGACGGUUCCUUUAGACUGGACAGCUGACGAUCUCUGUCCUUAUUAUAGACCUCGAAGUGAUGGUUGUACCGAGCCUCGAACUUGUCGCGACUGCCUCAAUAUCAACGUAAAUAGCACUUAUAGCUGUCUCGUGAAUCAAUAUGGUCGUUGUGUGCAGAAAAGUCCAUCUACGUAUGUAUCAGCUUUGGAUUUUCGAUAUCAGAACGCAUCAAACAAUGCUCCGCAAAGCGAUGAACAACGAGUCCAGUUUUUAGCGGAUAGAGUAAAUUAUUGCAAGGUCAAAGACAAAGAGUGUCAACACUGUCGAGACACGGUGUUUGCUGACGUGAUGGAAGGUCGGAUCGAUGGUUCAUUAACCAAAUUUUGCUAUGGCAAAGGAGGAUGCGUGUGUAUUGCAGUAUGUGAAGCUUCAAUCUGGAAAAGUACCAUUGGUUUGACGGUAUGCAAUGGCGUUGUAGUGACGAAUGACUACGACGGGCGAUAUGCUAAUACGUAUGGUGCCACAUUAGGUCAAGAGGAAAAAGUUAAUUCAUCAAUUUGGAAUCUCUUGCUGGGCGGAGGACUGGCUGCUGCUAUUUUGGUGUUUGCUGCGGUAGUAUAUAUUCGUAAACGUCGUUCGGAUGGUAGUAACGAAAGUGUAUCAAACCACCUCGGCGAAGAGGAAAGUCGAGAGGAUGAAUUUACAAGAGAAGGAUCGGUACCAAGACAAGUACCAGCGGCUCCUCAAUUGAGUCUUUUCGGGUGGCAAUCAAUGCGGACAGAGCUAAUUGAACGAGAACAAUUGCUGCUGGCUGGAGUCGAAGACUUUUCUGACGUAAGAACGGGAUACUUGCAGCUAUUGGACACUGAUGCUUCUGCACCUCCACCGGAAGAAGAUGAGAGUUCAGCUCCAGUGCUGCUAGUUCCAUUGGCAGGUGCAUCCGCGCCAUCAUUUUCUCCAAGUGCUAUGGCAAUGGCUUCAUCACGUCCAUUAAUAUCGCCGUCAGCCCCACCUGCUUCUCCCACACUCUUUGAAGAUGAAUUAUUGUAG
Molecule: messenger RNA, 1251 nt
Organism: Plasmopara halstedii
Lineage: Eukaryota; Oomycota; Peronosporomycetes; Peronosporales; Peronosporaceae
Exons: 1
Coding region: 1-1251 (416 amino acids)
Source: RefSeq, a predicted model, not a curated record